Bombyx mori (domestic silkworm) is the source of this 4441-nucleotide messenger RNA. Its product is annotated as protein arginine methyltransferase NDUFAF7 homolog, mitochondrial. Lineage: Eukaryota; Metazoa; Arthropoda; Insecta; Lepidoptera; Bombycidae. Gene Ontology annotation, cellular component: mitochondrion. Bases 3071 to 4405 code for a protein of 444 amino acids. The record is from RefSeq and is a predicted model, not a curated record. The transcript has 6 exons. Gene Ontology annotation, biological process: mitochondrial respiratory chain complex I assembly. Gene Ontology annotation, molecular function: protein-arginine omega-N symmetric methyltransferase activity.
GAGUUACUAUUCUAACUGGAGUGCUUACUUCGUUUGACAUAAAAACUAAAAAUAUGUUUUAUCUCUAUGGCUUAAAGUUUAUUUUUAAAUAGCAAAAGAUGUAAGGAAAAACGGUCUGAAAAGAGAAUGAUUAUUAAGUGGUGGUGUCCCUCUCGCACAUUUUACAAACAAAAAGCAGUGUUGCUAGCUUAGAGGAUUUUCCAUAAAAUCUCGGAAUUUGGACCCCGUCUUCGUUAUCAAAAAUGGCUUUUAGUGGUUAGUGGAUUUUUUAGUAGCUUGGGUGUUGUUGAAAAUUAUCGAAAAGUUUAAAAUCAAUCCACUUUACAGGAUUUUAAACAUUUUAUGACAAUAAUAUAUCUAAAUACAUAUUAUUUAAACGAAGUGACUUAAACUUAACUAGAAAAUGUUGCGAGAAUUUAGAAUUUCCAUCAACGUCAAAAAUUAAAUUGGUUCAAAAUAAACGUACAAAGUUAUGGUGAAAUUAGUUUCUGAUGAUGACAAUUUAUUAAAAUAAAAAAAAAGUGUGUGUGUCCGCUCCGACGCACGACUGGAGUUUACUGGAUAUAAAAAAUUAAACGAAACAAUACGAGAAAUAGUUCUAUAUUACGACAACACGAUACACUACAGAUUAUUAACAAAUUAACGAGACACAAAACAAACGACUAACAAAUAUAUGAAAAUACAAUAAUGAGAGAAACGCGCGAUCAGUACGAGGCUUUGUGGCGGACUGCCGGCGCAGCAGCCCGGCGUCACCUGCGAUAACGCAUUUCGUGUGACAUGCGCAAUCAGGCGCAUAACGCAUUUCGUGUGACAUGCUAGUACGAUUUUGGUCCCCAUAAUUUUCAUACCCCGGGCCUAUAUAUGUAAAUCGAUUCUAAAGGAGUAAACUCCAAUUAUAUAAGAAGUAUUGAUUAUAUGAUAUAUAUUGAUUUUUAAUAGAACAUCAUAUAUUAAUAAAGCUUAUUAACAAAAAAAUUAUUGUUCUAUGUUAAUAAGAACUCUGUUUAAUGGAAAAUUUAAUGGUAGGUACGUAGAUUUCUGAUGGUUUUCAUGUUGAAUUUGGUGGGAAGCCAGAUUAAUUGUUGGCAUCACCGAAAAAGAGCUAUGAAUGGAUUAAAAGAAAAAUGGCGUCUAUUUACGUUUGUAGUGCGAAGUUAAAAUGGCACUGAUACAGCUUGUGGCUUGUUUUUUUUUCGAAAAUCGUGAAAGUUUCCGUGUAAUCAUGGUGAACACUUUUAAUGUAAGUGGUUUUAAGCGAGAAUCGUCUCCAGUUUGUGGAAUAUCCUUCCAUAUGUCAGAUUCAUUGAUAAAUUUUUACUAGUGUGAGCAUAUAUUUUUAAAAUGUGAGAUAUUUUUUCUCAUUAUAAUAUUUAAUACCAUUUGUCUUGUAAAUUGUACUUAAUCUAUGUCAUAUACUAAAUUUGAAAAAACAAUCGUGAAAACUAUAAUUUUGCAAUGUAUUUUUCAUAUUAUAAGAGCCAUCACGUGGUAUUUUUUGAACUUUUUUUAUUGUAUUGAAUAGCGUCGCACGGAAGCAUGUAUAUCAUUUGCCUGACGUUAAGCGAACGAGUAGGAUCUUCUAGUAAAUAUGACGUUGGAAUUUCUGGAAAAUGUCCUAUAUAAAGGUCAAACAAGAAGAAUCAAGUACUCAAACGCAAGAAAUAAAAAAUACCCCGAGAAAAGCAAAAUUACGACAAGAUGUUAAGGUAUUGAAACAAAAACUUAAAAGUCGCGAAAUAGUGAUUGUAAAUAUAAAGUCGAUUUUAGAUUUAUUAAAGAAAAAUGGCGAUUUUUAAUUGAAUUGAAAUUUAAAUUGCGAAAUUUUAAUGAUACUCAUGGUCCACUUAGAUAUUGAUUAAAAUAAAUUAUGUAUUUCGUUGAAAAAAAAGAAUUUACUUAAAAUAGAGGAAAUGUUAUAUUAUAAGACUACAGAAAAUUAACUGAACUUAAUAAUAAUAAUAUGUAUAACCAAUAUUUUGUAAAUAGAGAUCAAGUACUAUGUGUAUCGUGUUAUGUGUAUUGACUUGUCAUUUAAGAGUUAUUUAAUUGUCUACAUAUAACAAAUAAAUGAAUUUCAGUUCAUUUCAUUUUAUUACCCAUUGUGUUUUAUUUCCUAAAAUGUAACUAGUAGACUUAAUAUACACGUGUCAUUAAAAUAGCACAGAAGUAAAAAUACAAACAAUUUUAAAUCAAUUGAAGAUGUGAAUGUAGGAAAAGAGCACCCGAUACGCGCAGACCAUGUGUGUUGCAGUGUCUCACUCAGUGUGUCAAAUAUUAAUUUGCACGGCCCACUUAGCCAGUACAUUAAAGUAGGAAUUGCGUAAUUAAGUUCAACAUAAUAUAUUAUUUAAGUCGCGGUUGAGUAUUCGGACGUUAAACACGAGUUUGAGGAAGUUUAAGUAAUAGAACUGAGGUAAUGAUGUUUGUAAUAAAACUCAGUGCUAGAUUUUCGACAACGCAGCAAUUUCCAAAAAAAACCGUCGAAAAAAAGUCACCAUGACGACGAAGCAAUGUUUAGAAUUGAAUUUACAUAAAUAAAAGGUUGCAAGCACGUGUUUUGUAUUUACAUAGGGUUACACAGAAUUACUUAAGGUAAAUUCAAAACUUAUGCAUGUGUAUAAUUUUGUCCUAUAAUUAAAUUAUAUAUGGUCACCACAUUAGACAAGGACACCGCGACCAAAAAGUAUUCUCUUUCGAGACCGAUUUCUCGGCAUUAGACAGCACUCCAGUUGUAGGUACUUAUUAACUCCAUGGGAUAAAUUGUACAAAAAAAAAGGUCUAUAUAUUAAUCAAAUAUAAUAAGUGUAUAAUCUAUGGUCUAUACUCUAUCUAUGGUUUUAACCAACAAAUUUAAAAAUAAUUCAACCUUAACUUCUUAACUAAUAAAAUAAAAUAUUUUAGAAAUUAAACAAUUAUGGACAUACCUAAAAAUUCUCCUUAAACUAGUAACUAACACAGGAAGAAGUUAUUUAAAAAAAUGUAAAACCUGAAACUUUACUGCAGAGCAAAAAAAAAAGAGAAAGUAAUAGAAAACAGGAUAAAAUAGAAAUAUAUUAAAAAAUCAGUCAAAAUGAGUCUAAUAAAAUGUACGCAAAUGAAUUCUAGAAUAUUACUAAAUAUGUGUAAAUACGAUUCUCCUAGAUUUUUAACUAGAGAAUAUUCUUACAAAACAAUUAAAAGACCAGAUCCAAGAACUCUGAAGAUGCCGACGCCGGAAUCUGCUCCGAAUUUAAUAGAAAUAAUAAAAGAAAAAAUAAGAUUAAAUGGACCUAUAACUGUUGCUGAAUAUAUGCAUAUAGUAACUACUAAUCCUACCGAAGGGUAUUAUAUGAAAAAGGAAGUAAUUGGGGAAGCUGGUGAUUUCAUAACUUCACCGGAAAUCAGUCAGCUAUUUGGUGAAAUUUUAGGUAUUUGGUUUUAUGCUGAAACACAGAAAAUGUGUGAAGCGAAACCACUACAGAUAGUUGAACUUGGUCCAGGAAAAGCAACAUUACUAAUUGAUAUGUUGAGGGUUCUCAAUAAAAUUGGCUAUACAUCACACGAUUUAAGUAUACACCUAGUAGAAAUAUCAUCCACAAUGCAAUCUAUUCAAGCUAACAGACUCUGUGUAUCACAUAGACCUGUAGAAAUUGACAUGCCACAUAAUCAUGAGGGUGAAACACUCAGUGGUAUCAAAGUAUAUUGGUAUAAUGAUUUAAAGAAAGUACCACAAAACUUCUCAUGGUAUGUUGCACAUGAAUUUUUUGAUGUCCUCCCCAUACACAAGUUUGAAAAAACAGAAAAAGGUUGGAGAGAGCUUCUCAUUGACAUUGAUGACACUGGAAAGCUGCUAUACAGGUUGUCAGGUAAUGAGACUCAGGCCGUGAAGAUGCUUAUUCGGCCACCCUUGGACUCUGGUGACAGAACAGAGUUAGAAAUCAGUGCAAGAAGCUUGGGUGUAGCACGACAACUGGCUAAAAGGGUUGAUGAGCAUGGUGGUUUAGCGCUCAUUGCUGAUUAUGGACAUGAGGGUGAAAAGGGGGAUACCUUUAGGGCUUUUCAAAAGCACCAAGUUGUAGAUCCUCUUGAAACCCCAGGCAAGAGUGACUUGACUGCAGACGUUGACUUCUCACAACUUCGUAUAGCCGCUUCAAAGACUCCUGGUGAAGAGAACUAUGCACUAGUUGUUGGACCAGUAAAGCAAAAAGAUUUUUUAGAACAAUGCCAAGGGGAAUUAAGGCUGCAGGUUCUUAUUGACGCAGCAAAAAAAGAUGAAGACAAAGAAAAGAUAAAAAGCGCUUACGAAAUGCUAGUCGAUCCAAACAAAAUGGGAGAAAGAUUUAAAUUUAUGGCAUUCUAUCCUUCGACUAUGGCGUCAAUUCUUACAAAGUACCCACCCCUAGGUUUUUCAAAUCUAAAACCAUAGCCAUUUAAAAUAAAAUUAAUGAAAUAACAAAUAAAA